UUCUAUGUGUCUAAGAGGGGGCCAAAAGUGUUUGACCUGGGCCACUUAGAAGAUUAGUCUGGCUAUGUUUAAACCAAACUUAAACCUAGCUAUAAACACACCCAAUAGCCCGAUGUCCCAUGCUGGAAGUUACAAGUGUGGGGACCUUUCUGUCCCCACACGCGUCCCCACAGCACCGUUAAAACCAGCCCUGCCACGGUGCGCUGGGGAGGAGGGUAAGAAACGCCCCCUGUGGGCGGGCCUUCCCGCUGACCGUGCGCCGACAAACACCGUGAGGGACUGUGCUCUGCACGCGCGGCUCUAGAGCGAAGAGCAAGAGGAGUUUGGAUCACUCCGCCGGGGCUUUAACGUGAACUAGAGCCGCAGACGGAGUAGCGGGCAGGCUGCUGUUGGUGCCCAGUCCCGGUACUAACUAACGCUUAUUCCUCCGCAGACCGUGGAGCUCCACAGGUACUCUGAUCUGAGGUUUACCGGGAUCUGUGUGUCUUGUGUUCGGAGCACGUCGCUGUGUUGGACACGAUGUCCUGUCCUCACCGCCUCCUGCUGGUUCUGCUAGUUCUGCUGGUUCACGACCCUCCGGCUCAGUCCAGGCCAGCCACAGAGGACACGCGCACAGCAGAUGCAGUGAAAUCCUCCGAAGACGAAGAAGAUGACGAAUCUUCGUCAGAGGAAAACAAGCUGUCCGACGAGCUGUCGACGAGCAGCGAGAAGCUGCAGCAGCCGCUGGAGCCGCAGUGGGUGAUGCCAGACAAGAUGGAGAAGCUGCUUCACGCCGUUCCUGCAAGCACAACGGUGAAGUUUCGAUGCCAAGCAAUGGGAAAUCCGCUUCCCUCCCUGCGCUGGUACAAGAACGGGAACGAGCUGAGGAAGGACCAACGAAUCGGAGGCUACAAGAUCAGAGACCACAUGUGGAGUCUAAUUAUGGAGUCAGUGGUUCCUUCUGAUAAAGGGAACUACACCUGUGUGGUGGAGAACGAAUAUGGAAGCCUGCGACACACUUACCAGCUGGAUGUAGUCGAGCGCUCUCCUCACAGGCCCAUCCUGCAGGCCGGGCUGCCGGCCAACCAGACGGCAGUGGUUGGCAGCAACGUGGAUUUUGUGUGCCGCGUCUUCAGCGACCCACAGCCUCACAUCCAGUGGCUCAAACACAUCGUCAUCAACGGCAGCAAAGUGGGACCGGACGGACUGCCCUACGCUCGUGUUCUCAAAACUGCUAAUGUGAACACCACAGACAGAGAGAUGGAGGUGCUGAAUCUGAGAAGUGUAACUCUGGAAGACUCUGGAGAGUACACCUGCCUGGCCGCCAACUCCAUUGGGGUGUCGCACCACUCUGCGUGGCUCACUGUGGUCGAUGACCCUCCGCCCUCCCCACUGUCCUCGCAGGCGUACCUGGAGAUCUUCAUCUACUGCCUUGGGUUUUUCAUCAUCGUCGUCCUCACCGCCACAGCAGUCAUCUGCAGGCUCUGCUGUGUCCCGAAGAAAAGUGACUUCAGCAACCAGCUGGUCGUACAGAAAUUAGCCAAGAGCAUGCCUCUGAAGAGACAGGUGAGGAGACAGGUGUCAGUCGAGUCGUCGUCCUCACUGCAAUCGGGGAUGUGUUUGAUGCGUCAGUCUCGUCUCUCCAGCGCGGCCACCACCGUCCUGGUGGGCGCGUCCCAGUACGAACUUCCCUACGACCCUGCGUGGGAGCUGCCUCGUGACCGGCUGACUCUAGGGAAGCCUCUGGGCGAAGGCUGCUUCGGUCAGGUGGUUCUGGCCGAGGCCAUCGGGAUCGACAAAAACAAACCGACACGGGUCACCAAAGUCGCCGUGAAGAUGCUCAAAGCCGAUGCCACGGAGAAGGAUCUGUCUGACCUCAUCUCUGAAAUGGAAAUGAUGAAGAUGAUCGGCAAACACAAGAACAUCAUUAACCUGGUGGGCGCCUGCACGCAGGACGGUCCUCUCUAUGUGGUGGUGGAGUAUGCUGCGCAGGGUAAUCUGAGGGAGUAUCUGCGAGCUCGCCGGCCGGUCGGGGCGGAAUACUGGAGCAGCUCCAGGCAGGCGUCACUGGGCAGCCUGGAGGUCAGAGAGCUGGUGUCGGCAGCGUACCAGGUGGCCCGAGGGAUGGCAUACCUCGCAUCAAAGAAGUGCAUUCACAGAGACUUGGCGGCCCGGAACGUUCUAGUCACCGAAGACAGCGUAAUGAAGAUCGCCGACUUCGGUCUGGCUCGAGACAUCCACCACAUCGACUACUACAAGAAGACCACCAAUGGUCGGUUGCCAGUGAAGUGGAUGGCGCCGGAAGCUUUGUUUGACCGAAUCUACACACACCAGAGCGACGUGUGAGUCCUCUGAAGCCUACCGAGCACUUGAACCAAGACUUCCUCUUCCUGUGAUUUUACAGCAUUUUACGGCUUCCUGUUUUUUGAGCUCAUCACAUCAUGUGUGUUUUUAAAAUAAUUUACACUGGUAGGGAGAAGCAGUCUCAGCAGAGAUGCCUAGACCCCGCUCUGUCUUCCUCCUCCUCCCCAGUAGUGCUAUGUGAUACAAAGUAAAUACAGGGCUAAUAUAACUGAUGCCGAUAUAUUUAACUUAUAGAGGCAGCUGAUGUCGGGGAGCACGGUGCGUACUGAUUUAUGACAAACCAUCAUCAGUUUGCGAAAAGAUCAUUAAAUCACUGUGACUUUUACUUUCAAAAUAAGAAGUUAACACAGUAAAACAGACCUUCUGGCUUUUAUUUUGAAACUGAGCUGAAUGUAGAGGUGUCUAUCUCAGCGUCUGUAGUUUAACUGUGCUGCAGGCUGGAAACAAAGUGGACAGUCAGCACAGACGUGUUUCAUAGCUCAUGUUUGGAGUGUAUAUAUAUAAUUAUUUAAAAAAUGAUUUAACACACUUCAGUGAGCUGAAAAUAUGCUGCUACAGUAACAGCUACAGUAGCUCACAAAAGUGAGUACACCCCUUAAAUUUGUUGAAAUAUUUUAUUGUAUCUUUUCAUGGGACAACAUUAAAGAUAUGACACAAUGUAAAGUAGUUAGUGUGCAGCUUGUAUAACGGUGUAAAUUUGCUGUAAUCUCAAAAUAACUCAACACACAGUCAUUAAUGUCUAAACCGCUAGUAACAAAAGUGAGUACAGCCCUAGGUGAAAAUGUCCAAACUGGGCCAAAGUGUCAAUAUUUUGUGUACCUAUCAUUAUUUUCCAACACUGCCUUAACUUGGUCUUAUCAGACCACAGGUAAUCCAUGUUCUUAGUCUGCUUGUCUUCAGCAAAGUGUUUGCAAACCUUCUUGUGCAUUUUCUUUAGAAGAGGCUUCCUUCUGGGACAACAGCCAGUUGAUGCAGUGUGUGCCGUAUGGUCUGAGCACUGACAGGCUGACCCUCCACGCCUUCAAUCUCUGCAGCAAUGCUGUCAGCAUUCACACAUCUAUUUUUAAAAGACAACCUCUGGAUAUGACGCAGAGCACGUGCACUCAACUUCUUUGUUCGACCAUGGCGAGGUUCGUUUUGACUGGAACCUGUCCUGUUAAACUGCCGUAUGGUCUUGGCCACCGUGCUGCAGCUCAGUUUCAGGAUGUUGUCAAUAUUCUUAUAGCCUAGGCCAUCUUUAUGUAGAAUAACAAUCCUUUUAUUCAGAUCCUCAGAGAAUUCUUUGGCCUGAUGUGCCAUGUUAGACUUCCAGUGACCAGUAUGAGAGAGUGUGAGAGCAAUAACACCAAAUUCAAGACACCUUCCAAUUUGCACCUGAGACCUUGUAACUCUAACAAGUCACAUGACACCAGGGAGGGAAAAUGGCAAAUUGAGCACAAUUUAGACAUUUUCACUUAGGGCUGUACUCACUUUUGUUGCCAGCGGUUUAGACAAUAAUGGCUGUAUGUUGAGUUAUUUUGAGGGGACAGCAAAUUGACACUGUUGGACAAGCUGCACACUGACUACUUUACAUUGUAUCAAAGUGUCAUAUCUCCUAUGAAAAGAUACAAUAAAACAGGAAAAUGUGAGGGGUGUACUCACUUUUGUGAGAUAUAGUAUAAUGGCCAAAAACACUUUAACAUUAGCUGAUGCUGACUCUCAACUCUCAGUCAUGACCGAUGUCGUGACUGAAACAUCACUUUCACCUCUGUGUGAGCCACUUGGAUAUUCUUUAUCUGUCUGAAGUACUGUGACCUCUGACCUUUGUGCCGGGUGUGUGUGAGGGGUUUCCUUCCAGCAGCAUCGUGUUUGCAGUGUUUUCAUGUACAGCUGUGAAGUAGCUCUACACGCACUGCAGCCUGCACAGCUCUGCUCAGUGCUGCUCAUGUGACCGCAGGGCGACUAAUCACAGCAGAGCAGGGAGGUGGCUGCAGACACGCCUGUUGUCUGAUGAAUGGGUACAACACUGAACAAACUUAAGUACUGAUCUGAUGCCAAUACCUGUGUUGCCACCGAUACUGUCGAUACUUGAUCAGUCCGCCCGCCCCUACACUGGGUCUGCACUGGGGUCUCCUCCGAUUAGACCAGAAACUCAUCAUGAGGAGGCGUCCUGUUCAGAUGCUGAACCUGCCUCCUUUUUAUGUGGAGGAGCAAAUCUGCUCUGAGCUCCUCCUGAACUCCUGUCCCUGGAGCCCCUCUGGAAGCUCAUUCCCACGCUCGUGCUCACGGGUGAGGGCAGGAACGUAGAACGAGCUGUAAAUCUGCAACUUCGCCCUCAAAGCUCGACACAAAUGUCUGUCAAUCACCCGCUUUGCUCUCCUCCGACUCGUGAAACUCAUCCCAGCCUGGAGUGGACCUCCACCCCAGCAGAAGGUGACGUUAAAGCAGCAAGUAGCUGUUUGACAGCUCCGAUCUAUGGAGUGUGAAAUUAGAUGCUGGUGCUAAAGAUCAUGGGUUAAUGUUUACAUGUUCGAUGGUUCAGAUGUUGUCUUCAGGUGAAGCAGAGAGAUAGAAAUAGUGAUAUAGAGAAAUAGCUAUUUAAUAUUUCAAUUAUUAAUAAAUGAGGAUUUUUAUGAGUUAUUUUCAUAAGACAGUUGGGAGAAAAUUACAGAGCUGCUCGUUUAUCUCUGU
Molecule: messenger RNA, 5013 nt
Organism: Haplochromis burtoni (Burton's mouthbrooder)
Lineage: Eukaryota; Metazoa; Chordata; Actinopteri; Cichliformes; Cichlidae
Product: fibroblast growth factor receptor 1-A
Exons: 14
Coding region: 520-2325 (601 amino acids)
Biological process (GO): multicellular organism development; positive regulation of cell population proliferation; protein phosphorylation
Cellular component (GO): signaling receptor complex; membrane
Molecular function (GO): fibroblast growth factor receptor activity; fibroblast growth factor binding; ATP binding
Source: RefSeq, a predicted model, not a curated record